GUUACAGAAACGUUACAGGCCUGAUUUACUCAUCGAAGACGAUGGAGAAAAAUAUCCGUCGGGACUGCUUGGGACAUAAUUAUAAUGGAUAUCUCAUCGACCAAGGAAUCAAAACUGGUGUUGCCGUUGCACCAACAAAGACAGUACGUUUUGUUGUAUACACCUUGGUAUUUUGCGUCGUUUCAACGGCAGUUACCACAUGCGUGGUGGUAUAUCUAGGAAUUGAAAAUUCUAAAAGAGAAAUGGAAUGUCGACAAUUGCAACAAAACUUGGAUUUUCUAAAACAAAGGUUACCCGUUGCAGAAGAUGGUAUAAUAACCAAAUCGAUGUCAAAGAGUACUGUUAGUUUAUCUGUGCCGAAUCGCAGCAAUGAAAGAACAUCACAGCAAACCUUUAAAACAAACAAAAGAAGGAAAUCGCCAAAACGAAAUACAAGGAAAAAACUAUCUAAGAUGAAAUUUAAUAUUUGGAGUGAGGAUUCUUCUGGUUCAAUUGCUUCCGAUGUUCGUAGAUGUUUAGCUAGAAUACAGAAUCUCGAAGAACACCAAACCGAACUCAAAAAUUCUCAAAGAUUUUUACGGGAACAAAUGGAACGUCGCCUAGCAAAUGUUGAGAACCUAGUCCACAAGAAGAAUAAAAAUAAAAAACGUCUACCCGCGUUUUCCUCAAUACUUUCUGGUAGGCUGACUCUUGAAAGUCAUGAAAUUCGCAACUACGACCUGACAAGACUUCUUCAUUUUGAUCACGUGCUCAUGAACGAAGGAUCUGGCUACGACAACUCAUCCGGCCAAUUUGUUUGCCCACUAAAGGGAAUGUAUAUUUUUCACCUUUUAGUCACGGUGACCAACGAGAAUACGGUUUCCGACAAAACGGUUCCAAUGAGCAAGUGUACCAUAUCAAUUGAAAACAAUGGAGUGGGCGUAAUUCAAUCAAAGGCAGAUAAUGUGAGAAAAUCGAACUUCAUUGGUUACGAAACAAUCAACCUCAUCCUGGUUAAACGAAUAAAUAAAGACGACGUUGUUCAGACAUCUGUGAAAGGUGACUGCAUUGGUAUGAAGAAUUCCUAUUUCCAGGGGUAUUAUUUGCGACAAUGACACGAUAGAAACCAUAUUCAAAAAAGAAACAAAUCUACUUUCUGAGUUUUUGUGUGAACGUUAUAUAUUGUGCUUACCAUAUUUUAUCGACGAUAAAAAGUUUUUAAAUGCACAUGAUUACAUAUAAUGCGAAUG
Messenger RNA from Styela clava, 1229 nucleotides. RefSeq lists its product as uncharacterized. Gene Ontology annotation, molecular function: protein binding. The record is from RefSeq and is a predicted model, not a curated record. NCBI's taxonomy places the organism in Eukaryota, Metazoa, Chordata, Ascidiacea, Stolidobranchia, Styelidae.